Messenger RNA from Pectinophora gossypiella (pink bollworm), 741 nucleotides. Its product is annotated as fumarylacetoacetate hydrolase domain-containing protein 2-like. Lineage: Eukaryota; Metazoa; Arthropoda; Insecta; Lepidoptera; Gelechiidae. Gene Ontology annotation, molecular function: hydro-lyase activity. The transcript has 5 exons. The coding region runs from base 1 to 741 and encodes 246 amino acids. The record is from RefSeq and is a predicted model, not a curated record.
AUGAGGUUGGCAUGGCAAAAACCAUGUUGCAUGAGGCGAUUAGAUAAUGUUUUACUAAAGGCUCCUAUUACCGGCAUGGACAAAGUUAUAUGCGUCGCACUGAAUUAUAAGGACCAUUGUGAAGAGCAUAAACUUCCACCACCACCAGUGCCUAUGGUCUUCAGCAAAUUUGCCAGCACAAUCAUCGGUCCAAGCGAACCUUUGCUGAUAAGGACUGAUGUUACAUGCAAAGUGGAUUGGGAAGUAGAAUUAUGCAUAGUGAUGGGCAAGAAAGCGUCAUGUGUGAAUAAAUGUCGAGCUUAUGAGUAUAUAUUCGGCUGUACCAUAGCCAAUGACGUCACCGCCAGGGACUGGCAGAAAGAAAAAAAUGGAGGACAGUUCUUGCUUGGCAAGUCGAUGGAUACAUUCUGCCCUUUAGGGCCUUGGAUAGUAACUUUGGACGAAUUCGCUAAUAUCGACAAUUUAGACGUAAAGUUCAGUUUAAACGGUGUGACCAAACAGAACAGUAACACUAGUCAGUUAAUACAUAAAAUCCCCGCAAUAAUCGAGAGAAUAACACAAGUAAUGACUCUCUUACCUGGAGAUUUAAUUUUAACCGGUUCUCCAAGUGGAGUAGGCAUAUAUGCCGAUCCCCCAGAGUUUAUGAAGCCGGGUGACAUUCUACGAGGUGAGAUUGAGAAUAUUGGAGUCCUUGUAACUAGAGUUGAACGGUACAUAAAACCCGUCGAUUAUCCCCAAUGA